Molecule: messenger RNA, 2034 nt
Organism: Suillus subalutaceus
Lineage: Eukaryota; Fungi; Basidiomycota; Agaricomycetes; Boletales; Suillaceae
Product: major facilitator superfamily domain-containing protein
Exons: 14
Coding region: 124-1707 (527 amino acids)
Biological process (GO): transmembrane transport
Molecular function (GO): transmembrane transporter activity
Source: RefSeq, a predicted model, not a curated record
CAAACCCGACGGUAUCGCUGGUUAUUUGCAUUGUGCAGCGCGUGAAGCAUACCUUAUCUUCUGCUCGCUUGUGUCCGCUUUCUCAUGGAACUCCGAAAGGACAUCCAUUUGUCUGUUCAAGUGAUGUCAUUUCGCUGCCGUCGAUAUUGUAUUUUCCACUUGGAAGGUCUCCCUGCUUCGCUUUACAUCAUGCACGACAUUGAUGAUUCCGUAGUGCCUGGAUCAGUCUACCUUGUCGACGUCCAGGAGAAAACGACGGUUGUGCACGCAGGAAAUGACAGUGCCAUUGUGCUCAGUCCGACGCCUUCGAGUGAUAUUAACGAUCCUCUGAACUGGAGUAGAGGCCGGAAACUUUUGCAGAUCGUCUGCGUGAUGAUAUACACAAGCGCUAUCGGCAUUGGGACAACCAUGCUGUACUCCAUCUUGCAGCCUAUUUCCAAUGAUACGGGAAUACCUCUUGCAACGCUUAAUGCGGGCACCGGAUACAUCUUAGGCUGGGGAGCGCUGAUAAACCAGCCGCUCGCUCUUACCUUUGGAAAGCGUGGUAUAUAUCUGAUUUCAGUCCUGGGCAACACUGCCAUCUGUCUGUUGACGCCGUACAUCAAGACGGAAGGCCAGUGGAUCGCCAGCAAAAUCGUACAGGGUUAUCUCUGCACUCCUGUCGAGAGUCUGUGCGAAGUCAGCAUUGCAGAUACAUUCUUUGCGCAUGAACGUGGAACGUAUAUUGGAAUUUACACGCUCUUUCUGUUUGGGUCGGUCUUCAGUUUCAUAUAUGAUGGCCAAGGAUGGCAUUGGGUGAUGUACUGGGCUGCGAUCAUAAACUUCGGUUCUCUCAUAGUGUUGUUUUUCUUUAUGGAAGAGACAAACUUCGUACGCAAUACAAGUGAAGCGACAGAAGCCGUGCGCUUCAGUACCAAACCAGGUGCUGAGAAAGACGACAAGGAAUCAACUACUUCAUCUCCUGUCCCUUCUGGGGAUUUGACAGGCAUACCUAAAACAUAUUCGCAACGGCUCGCUUUAUUUGGUGGGCGCUAUGCGUCAAACAAGCUGCUGCUCACGAUGACGUACCGUCCCGUAAUUCUGCUGCGCUUCCCUGUCAUUUUCUGGGCAGGGUUUCAGUAUGGAACAUGUCUCGUGUGGUAUAACGUCCUGAAUGCCACUUGUUCAUUGAUCCUCAGCGAACAACCCUAUAACUUCAGAGCGAGCUUUGUCGGAUUAACCUACCUCGGCCCUUUGAUUGGCAUGUUUCUUGGAACAUUCUAUAGUGGGUGGGUGGGUGAUCGGUUUGCUGUGAGAUAUGCUCGUCGAACGCGCGGUAUCCGAGAGCCAGAGCAUCGCCUUUGGCUCAUGGUUGUUUCGCUUCUUUUAUGUCCAGCUUCUCUCAUCCUCUGGGGAGUUGGUGCGUCCAAGGGCAUCAGUUGGGUCGGCCUCGUCUUUGGCAUGGGCAUCAUUUCUUGCUCAACUGACAUGAGUGGGGAGGUAAUGAUGGCUGUCAUCCUUGUUCGCAAUACCCUUUCGUUUGCUAUUGGAUAUGGGAUCACCCCUUGGCUUUACAUGGGUUACCAGAACACAUUUAUAUCUGCAGGCUUCGUCGGGCUUGCUAUUACGAUGACUUUCCUCAUUGUUAUCAAGUGGGGAAAGAGCUGGCGAAUAGCGAGUCGUAAAAGAUACUGGGGAUAUGUUGCUGAUGGUACUCUUGGGCAUUAGACACAUUAACAAGCCGAUUCUCAAAAUGCCAAAUGUCAUUGGCACACCAGAAAGAAAGUUUGCUAUGGGCCUCAUACGAUCUGUCGGAAUUUAAAGACCCCUGUGGGGAAUCUGGCAUGUCGAGACAUUACUUUUUGCAUGCAGGUGAAUGCAUGCAUGUGCGUACGGAAGGUUCAGGUACUAAUCUCCCUGGCACCUCAACAAGGCACCUUUACCUUGGAAUCAAAUAUUGAAGCGGCCAGUAUCAACAUACAUCCGAGUCAACGCAGGAGUUGACUGGCUCGUCUCAAAGUAGGGUUGUACCAUUGUCAAUACCUGGAAUCAGCC